Molecule: messenger RNA, 990 nt
Organism: Dipodomys spectabilis (banner-tailed kangaroo rat)
Lineage: Eukaryota; Metazoa; Chordata; Mammalia; Rodentia; Heteromyidae
Gene: CUNHXorf65
Product: chromosome unknown CXorf65 homolog
Exons: 6
Coding region: 455-937 (160 amino acids)
Source: RefSeq, a predicted model, not a curated record
CUUUCUACCACAUACACCACUUCUGACUUCAUAAUGCUUCAUAUGCAGCCUCAGGCCCCACCCCUAGGGAUGGUGGUUAUCCACAACUGCCAAUAAGUUUUCUUCUGGCUGCCCAGUCUGGGUUUCUUCAACCUAUGAGAUCCAUCUGACCCUCCAGUCCCCAACCGGAUGGGCCCCUUUGGUUGUUCAGGGCCUGUAGAAGACAUUCCUUCCACAUGACUCAUCAGGGGGCUCUCUGAAGACGGAGAUGAUCUUGAAAAAUAUGUUCAUAGUCAUCAAACAUGGAGGUGAGGAGCAGAAUAUAACUGGUAUAUGAGUAUGGGCAUGGGGAGGGCUGAGGCAGAGAUGACACAGAUGAUGGAAUACCUCAUCCCUUCUCUUCUCAGAUAAUCAGGAAUUUUUGGUCAACACCAAUUGUUCUAUCCUCCUGUUGCUCCAUUAUAUUCGCACUAAAAUGGGGUUGCGGAAAACAGACACCAUCGAUUUGUGUGAUGAAUCAGGAACUUUGAAGCUGCUUUUCCUGUCGAAGACCCCUACAGAAUAUGCAAGCAAAUUCCUUACAGUUCGAAACACCUACUACGUUUGUAAGGUGGAGCGUGGGGCUCCAGGAACCAGAAUUGAGAAUUCCUACAAAGUUGUUGUGCCUCUCCUGAAGCAUCCGGAACUUGAGCUGCUUGAGGCUCUUCGAACACAAUGUGACAUACUGGAGAAGAGCCGAUUAAAGAUGCUUAGAGCCUUGGAAGCCAAGAAACUAGCUGCCGCUGAAUCUUCCACAAACGUCUCAGGAAGACUUCUCAAAGGCAGCACAUCCCAGCACUUUUCUCUCAGCCAGCAAAAGUCCAAGAUAGUGCGGACUGAUGAAGAUGGGACUCCUCUCCCACGUAGACCAAUCCUUAAGAACAGAUCAGACUUUGGCAGGAAGGAUCGACAUCGUUGAAUUAAUGAAGUGACCAAUCCAAGAUAGUGCGGGCUGAUGAAAAUGGGUCUCCU